AGGGACUGAAAACCAAGUGAGGAGAUGAAGGAUAACACCAUACUUCAGCAGAGAAUACAGAGAGGAUAAACACUGCAGAUAGAUCUUGACCAUCACCGAAGGAACAACUGCACAAUUGUGGACUCCAACUGUGGUGAGAGCUUCAAUCUUUCAUAUAGCCUCAUGAACCACUGACUCAUUCCUACAGGGGCGAAGCUCCUAAAGUCACCAAACACGCAAGGUGCAUCUGUAUAGCAGCAACAUGGAAGGGAAACCAUUGAACAGUGAGUUGUGUGACCAAGACUUCACACAGUCAUUAACACCCAUUGGACAUCAACACAUUCCCACUGGGGAGAAGCCUUUCAAGUGCAAGAUGUGCCACAAAUCAUUCUCUCAGUCACGGACCCUCCUCAAACACCGGUGCAUUCACAAGGGGGAGGAAUCAUUUAUGUGUGAGGUGUGCCAUAAAUCAUUCUCAAGGUCAAUGAAUCUCCACAGACAUCAACGCAUUCACACAGGGGAGAAACCAUUCACAUGUGAGGUGUGCGAAAAAUCCUUCUCUGACUCAUCAAACUUCCGUGUGCACCAACGCAUCCACACAGGGGAGAAGCCAUUCACAUGUCAGGUGUGUGACAAAUCAUUUUCACAGUUAUCAAGCCUUCAGGUCCAUCAGGUAAUCCAUACAGGGGAGAAACCCUUCAAAUGUGAGAUUUGUGAUAAAGCUUACACCACAUCGACCAGGCUUUUGAUGCACCAGAGUAUUCACACAGGGGAGAAACCCUUCAGAUGUGAGGUUUGUGAGGUGUCUUUCAUCGAAUCCUCUGAACUGCUGAUACACCAGAGGAUUCACACAGGGGAGAAACCCUUCAAGUGUGAGGUGUGCAAGAAAUCAUUCUCGCAAUCAUCAAGUCUCCACACACACCAACGCAUUCACACAGGAGAGAGACCAUUCACAUGUGAGCUGUGCAACAAAUCCUUCCCCUAUUCUUCAAGCCUCCGAGUACAUAUCCGCAGUCAUACAGGUGAAAGACCUUUCAGGUGUGAGGUGUGCGACAAAUCAUUCUCUCACUUAAUGAGUCUCCGUGUACACCAAUGUAUUCAUACAAGAGAGAAGCCUUUCACAGGGGAAGUUUGUGAGAAAGCGUUCACACAGUUACAAAGCAUCCUGCAGCAUCAGACAAUCCACACAGGGGAGUAACCCUUCAACUGUAGGGUUUAUAAUUGAGCUCUUUUGGCUCUUGGACUCUUCUGAGGUACCAGAGAGAAACUCUUCUGGGGCAAUAUUUGUGGCUGGGCUCCACCCACUCAUCUGAUUUCCUGAACCAAAAAUGGAUUCACACUGAUGCCCAAGCAUUCAGGAGUGCGGUGUGUGACAAGCCUUUCACAGAGUUCCUGGUCCAUCAGCACAUUCAGACAAGGAAGAAACCCUAACAGUGUGAAUUCCGUAAUAAAGCCAUCACAAUGUUGUCAGACCUCCUGGAAAUCUUGUGAAUGAAGGGGAUUUUGUCCAUUUAACCUUGCUCUCUAGGUGGCCCUGUUGACUUCAGAAACCCUGAUCAUCAUGACAUGUGAAGCUAUUGUUGAUCUCUCCGAUUUCCCCCUCCCACCACGUGUCCUUUAUCUUCUGGAUUUGUCUUUGAAUGUCAGUCUUGAGUUGUUGAAUUGCAGCAUCCUUGAAUUGUGUCUUUGGGUUGUUCUGCCCAGCAAUGAAGACUGAUUGUUUUUUGUUCCAGGAGGUCACAUAGUUGAGUGUCUUGUUUAUCAAGCCACCCCUGGUAACGAUGAU
Messenger RNA from Hemiscyllium ocellatum (epaulette shark), 1765 nucleotides. Its product is annotated as zinc finger protein 235-like. Gene Ontology annotation, molecular function: DNA-binding transcription factor activity, RNA polymerase II-specific; RNA polymerase II cis-regulatory region sequence-specific DNA binding. The record is from RefSeq and is a predicted model, not a curated record. NCBI's taxonomy places the organism in Eukaryota, Metazoa, Chordata, Chondrichthyes, Orectolobiformes, Hemiscylliidae. The transcript has 2 exons. Bases 242 to 1177 code for a protein of 311 amino acids. Gene Ontology annotation, biological process: regulation of transcription by RNA polymerase II.